AUGGGCGCCGGCCGUGUCUGCCGCGGCGGCCCCUCCUCCGCCCACCCCGCCGCCGGCGCCGCCGCGGGGCGGCCGUUCCCGCCCCUCGCCGCGUCCUCCUCCGCCUCCCCUUCCUCGGCCCCCUCCGAGACGGCGUCCUCGUCGGUCACCAAGACGGUGAACGGCUCCCACCACUUCAAGAUCGCGGGCUACUCCCUCUCCAAAGGGAUCGGGGUGGGGAAGUUCAUCGCCUCCGAGUCCUUCAACGUGGGGGGAUUCGACUGGGCGAUCUACUUCUACCCCGACGGGAAGAGCGGCGAGGAUGGCGCUGCCUACGUCUCGCUCUUCAUAGCCCUUGCCAGCGAGGGCACCGAUGUGCGCGCGCUGUUCGAGCUCACGCUCGUCGACCAGAGCGGCAAGGGCCAGGACAAGGUGCAUACCCACUUUGGGAGGUCGCUCGAGAGCGGCCCAUACACCCUCAAGUACCGCGGCAGCAUGUGGGGCUACAAGCGUUUCUUCAAACGAACUGCCCUGGAAACAUCAGACUAUCUUAAAGAUGAUUGCCUUUUAGUGAACUGCACUGUUGGCGUUGUUCAAUCACAUACUGAAGGACCAAAGAUAUACACAAUUCCAGUACCGCGGUCCAACAUGGCUCUACAUAUUGGUCAGCUAUUGACAAGUGGAAAGAGGACAGACAUUGCAUUCGAAGUUGAUGGAGAGAUGUUUCCUGCCCACAAAGUGAUUCUUUCAGCCCGGUCUCCUGUUUUUAGGGCACAACUUUUUGGUCCGAUGAAGGAUAAGGACAUGAAGUGUAUAAAGAUUGAAGACAUGGAGGCUCCAGUAUUCAAGGCCUUGCUCCAUUUCAUGUACUGGGAUGAGUUGCCGGAUAUUGAAGAGCUUACUGGUGUAAAUACAACUUGGGUAUCCACCUUGAUGGCUCAGCAUUUACUUGCUGCUGCAGACCGUUAUGCAUUGGAGAGAUUAAAAUUGCUCUGUGAACUUAAGCUGUGUGAAGAUGUUGCAAUAAACACAGUGGCAAAUACUUUGGCACUGGCUGAACAGCACCACUGUUAUCAGCUAAAAACUGUUUGCUUGAAAUUUGUGGCUCUGCCUGAGAAUUUGAAAGCUGUCAUGCAAACCGAUGGGUUUGAUUAUUUGCAGCAAAGCUGCCCAUCCAUCCUAACCGAGCUUCUUGAAUAUGUGGCCAAGAGUGGAGGCUUCUUCAGGGGGUACACGAAGCUGUGCAAGGGCCUCGCCGUCAUAUUGCUCCUUGUGCACCUUGUAGUCCAGCUGUUCCCGUCCGCUGUCACCUAUCUCACGCUUAUCCCUGGAAGGACGAUCCCUUUUGCUUGGAACCUGCUAACUGCUGGCUAUGUCGAGCAAACAAUUCCAGGGGUGGUUGUCAGCAUCAUCGGUCUUCUUUUAUUUGGGAAGUUCUUAGAACCUCUAUGGGGUUCAAAAGAGUUAUCAAAGUUCAUCUUUAUUGUCAACUUUUCAACUUCUGCUUGUGUCUUCAUGACUGCUAUUGUGCUGUACUAUAUAACUCAGCAAGAGAUCUACCUGUAUACUCCUCUUUCUGGAUUUUAUGGGGUUCUAUCAGGAUUGUUGGUGGGCAUUAAACAGCUUUUACCUGAUCAAGAGCUUAAUCUUUUUGUGCUAAAGAUCAAGGCAAAGUGGAUUCCAUCUCUUGUUGCAUUGAUCUCCAUUGUUGUAAGCUUCUUCGUAAAUGACUUGAUGUCUUACCUCCCAGUUCUGUUGUUUGGCAUUUAUAUGAGUUGGAUCUACCUCCGUUACUUUCAAAAGAGACUUGAGACUGGCCUGAAAGGAGAUCCAAGUGAGGAGUUCUCUUUCUCAAGCUUCUUCCCUGAAUUUGUAAGACCAAUUCUCGACCCAAUAGCAUCUGUAUUCCAUAGGCUACUUUGUGGAAGAUCCGAAAGAUCUGAUGCCAGGGGACAAACAUUAGAUACCUCACCACUGCCUGGUUCAGAUUCAAUUGAGGCAAACAGGAGGAGAGAGAGGGGUCAACGGGCGCUGGAGCAAAGAUUAGCCGAGAAGCUGGCUGCAGUCAGAAGUUCAGAGGGCACAUCACUGGAUGCUGCUGACAAAGUUUGA
Molecule: messenger RNA, 2091 nt
Organism: Miscanthus lutarioriparius
Lineage: Eukaryota; Viridiplantae; Streptophyta; Magnoliopsida; Poales; Poaceae
Source: the annotation of a GenBank genome assembly